Molecule: messenger RNA, 2086 nt
Organism: Elaeis guineensis (African oil palm)
Lineage: Eukaryota; Viridiplantae; Streptophyta; Magnoliopsida; Arecales; Arecaceae
Product: probable glycerol-3-phosphate acyltransferase 3
Biological process (GO): cutin biosynthetic process
Cellular component (GO): membrane
Molecular function (GO): phosphatase activity; glycerol-3-phosphate 2-O-acyltransferase activity
Source: RefSeq, a predicted model, not a curated record
CCUUAUUCAUUCAAGAAAUCAGGAUGGCAGCCAGGAAUGGUCCAGCUUAAAUUAGGGUGCAUUGCCACUAUACAUUGAGCUUUUAACUUUCUCAUAAACCAAGUGUUUUCCGCUUUCGUCAAUCAAGUCCUCUUAUAGACAAUCACAAAUAUGCUCCUGCCUUCUCACUGAAGUUGAGGAAAAUGGAUCUCAAGGUCUUCUCCAAGUCCUUGCUCUUCUUCUACCGGUACCUCCUAACGAGACUUAGAAGUGCCCAUGCAACCCAGGUAAAAUUGUACAAGUACCCUUAUGAAGACAAGCUCUCGGGCCGGGUUCUAAUUUGUGAUGUGGAAGGAGGGCUUCUGAGGUCUUCCUCCACCUUCCCAUACUUCAUGCUUGUGGCCUUGGAAGGAGGGGGUUUCCUAAGGGGUCUCCUACUCUUGCUUCUGUACCCUCUGGUCUGUCUUGUUAGCCAUGAGGUGGGGCUAAGGCUUAUGGUCAUGGUGGCUUUUUGUGGGCUAAGGAAGGAUGGUUUUAGAGUAGGAAGGGCUGUGUUGCCGAAGUUCUUCUUAGAGGAUGUGGGGUUGGAAGGGUUUAGGGUCUUUAGUAGGGGAGGGAAGAGGGUGUGUGUGAGUAGCAUGCCGAGGGUGAUGGUGGAAGGGUUCUUGAAGGACUAUAUGGAGGUGGAGGUGGUCUUGGGGAGAGAGCUGAAGGAUUUUGGUGGCUAUUACACUGGGUUGAUGGAGAAGGGGAAUAAGACAUGGGAAGGCAUAGCUUCAAAGGAGUUGUUUGGAGGAGAGGGAGAGAUGAAUGCCAGUGUUACUGGCUUCGGAGGCCGCUAUCUCAACUCUUUUCAUCACCCACUAUUCUCCCAUUGCAAGGAAGUAUACUUGGUCAGUGAAGCUGAAAAGAGAAGAUGGCAUCCCCUCCCAAGGUCAGCAUACCCUAAGCCACUCAUCUUCCAUGAUGGCAGGAUAGCCUUCAGGCCAACCCCAGCCUCCACACUCUGCAUGUUCCUAUGGAUUCCUCUUGGCAUCCCCGUCGCCAUCUCCCGACUCCUUAUCUUCCUCUCCCUCCCCCACGCCCUCUCUAUUCCUAUGGUUGCCAUCUUGGGCUUGCACUUCAGGGUCACCUCCUCCUCCUCUCACCACCGAGAACCUCAAGGCCAGCUCUACGUGUGCAACCACCGCACCCUCGUCGAUCCCAUCUACAUCUCCGGCGCCCUCAAACGCCACGUUACCGCCACCACUUACAGCCUCAGCCGCAUCUCGGAGCUGCUCUCCCCCAUAAAAACCAUCAGGCUGACGAGGAACCGCGAGGUUGACAGAGUGACGAUGGAGUCGCUGCUCAAAGAAGGAGACCUCGUGGUGUGCCCCGAAGGGACGACAUGCCGCGAGCCGUACCUCCUCCGGUUCAGCCCCUUGUUCACCGAGCUAAGCCGAGAGGUCGUGCCGGUAGCAUUAAACGUGCACUUCAACAUGUUCCAUGGCACCACUGCGAGCGGCUUCAAGGGCUUGGAUCCGCUCUAUUUUCUUAUGAAUCCCUUCUCGUGUUAUAAUGUGGUGUUCAUGGAGAAGGUGGCCACUGGUUCUGUGGAUGGGAAGGAGUGCAGCAGUCGUGAGGUGGCUAACUAUGUGCAGGAGAAGAUGGGGAAGGUGUUGGGAUUUGAGUGCACGGCCCUCACUAGAAGGGAUAAGUAUUUGAUGCUUGCGGGUAACGAAGGGAUUUCCUAUAAAGAAGCAAAAGGGAGUUGAUAUGAGAUCAUGCAUGGAUGGACGCAUUAAUGGGUCCUUCCUUCUCCAUAAAUAUUGAAGAGAUCCAGGGCAGAAAAGAUCUACUGAAAGAUCUUGUUUCAUGACACCUUUUGUUUCUCUUUUCUUCAUCUUGUUUCUCGGUACGUAUACAUGUGUAUGUAUGGAUAUUGCGAUGUUAAGGGUUUUCGUUUUCUUUGUUUGGUUAGGACGAAUUUGAAGUAAUUUUUCAUGACUAUAUAUUAGGAUAGAGAAUAGGAAAAGGGACUACGAUUAAAAUCCCGUGCGUGCAAUUUACUGCAAUUAAUUUGUACAGGAGUACUAGUUCAUCCUAAUAAAUUCUAGUGGUUGGAACA